This is a messenger RNA of Haemonchus placei, 684 nucleotides long. The record is from the annotation of a GenBank genome assembly. Lineage: Eukaryota; Metazoa; Nematoda; Chromadorea; Rhabditida; Trichostrongylidae.
AUGUCUAAAGUCUCAAAAGGUCUCAGUGAUAAAGCUAGGACGUCACCCGGAAGUGGCGCACAGGAUCCCCGCCCGAGUUCUGUGUACAGUAUGCGAGGGCUACCGAGGAGUGAACGACCUCGGUCAAAGAAGUUAGUUCGAAUUGGGACUCUGAACGUGGGUUCGCUUACUGGGAAGUUCCGAGAAGUCCUAUGCCUCCAGUGGACCCGCUGGAAGGGAGCAAAGGCCAGAGAAAUCGGAGAGGGUGUUAAACUCUACUACAAUGGGGAUGACACCAAACGAAAUGGCGUGGCCAUAGCAGUGGCGGAGUCCCUCAAAGAAUCCGUCUCCGCCGUCAGCAGGAUCAGUAGCAGAAUCAUGGCUGUAAGAAUAGACACGAAGGAGGGGUAUUGGACAAUAAUAUCAGUGUAUGCACCCAAAGCCGGCUGCCCCGUCUACGAAAAGGGUGAGUUCUAUCUGAACCUUGACGAGGCCAUCCGAUCGGUUCCGGAGGGUGACUACCUUACCAUAGCAGGUGUUAUGAAUGGGCACGUGGGCAGUGAAAGGAGGGGACUGGAAAGGGUACGUGGAUUUAGAGGAAUAGGAGUUAGAAACGAAAAAGGAGAAAGGGUUCUCGACCUUGCCAUGGCCCAUGACUUGGCAGUCUGCAGCACCUUUUCGCGAAAAGGAGGUCUCAGAAAGUAA